Molecule: messenger RNA, 3121 nt
Organism: Globicephala melas (long-finned pilot whale)
Lineage: Eukaryota; Metazoa; Chordata; Mammalia; Artiodactyla; Delphinidae
Gene: KDM1B
Product: lysine demethylase 1B
Biological process (GO): positive regulation of transcription by RNA polymerase II; negative regulation of transcription by RNA polymerase II
Molecular function (GO): zinc ion binding; oxidoreductase activity; flavin adenine dinucleotide binding
Source: RefSeq, a predicted model, not a curated record
GGCACAGGGAACGUUGGGGCUCCCUCCUGGGGGCUGUCAGUGCCCUGUCACCUGGGGAGUACCUGCUGCGGGGAGUAGGCGGGGGACCUACAGUCCGGGAGUAGGAACUCCCUGGCUGUUCUUCCCAGCCAAGAGCGUGGCGCCGAGGAGCCGGCACGGCCUCGCAGGUGUUAUUAGUUCGACUGCGGCGCCGCGACCACGCGUUGAGACGCGAUCUGCAUUGCCAGGUUGCUGGGAUUUUCUGAUACAAUGGCAACCCCACGGGGGAGGACAAAGAAAAAAGCACCUUUUGACCAUUCUCCAGAUAGCCUUCCUUUGAGGAGCUCCGGUAGGCAGGUGAAGAAAAAGGCCACAGAGACGGCAGACGAGGAUGAAGAUGGUGGGUCAGAGAAGAAGUACAGGAAAUGCGAAAAAGCCGGCUGUACAGCCGCAUGUCCCGUGUGCUUUGCCAGCGCUUCUGAAAGAUGUGCCAAAAAUGGCUACACAUCCCGGUGGUAUCACCUCUCCUGUGGGGAGCAUUUCUGUAAUGAAUGCUUUGACCAUUACUAUAGAAGCCAUAAGGAUGGAUAUGACAAAUAUACUACAUGGAAAAAAAUAUGGACUAGCAAUGGAAAAACUGAACCUAGCCCCAAGGCUUUCAUGGCAGACCAGCAGCUUCCCUACUGGGUUCAAUGUACAAAACCUGAGUGUAGGAAAUGGAGGCAACUUACCAAGGAAAUCCAGCUGACUCCACAGAUAGCAAGGACGUACCGAUGUGGUAUGAAACCAAAUACUGCUGUUAAGCCUGAGACCUCAGAUCAUUGUUCCCUUCCAGAGGAUCUCAGAGUGUCGGAAGUUUCCAACCAUUGGUGGUACUCCAUGCUCAUCCUACCUCCUUUGCUGAAAGAUAGCGUGGCAGCACCCCUGCUCUCUGCCUACUACCCCGACUGCGUUGGCAUGAGCCCGUCCUGCACCAGCACGCACCGCACGGCCAGCGAUGCCAGUCCUGGGAAGCUGGAGCACUCCAAGGCAGUCCCCUGUGUGCUGGUUCCAGGCAUGAACCGGUACUUCCAGCCUUUCUACCAGCCCAACGAGUGCGGCAAAGCCUUGUGCGUGAGGCCAGACGUGAUGGAGCUGGACGAGCUCUAUGAGUUCCCAGAAUAUUCCCGAGACCCCACCAUGUACCUGGCUCUGAGGAACCUCAUCCUCGCCCUGUGGUACACUAACUGCAAGGAAGCUCUUACUCCUCAGAAAUGUAUUCCUCACAUCAUCGUCCGGGGUCUCGUGCGCAUCCGAUGUGUUCAGGAAGUGGAGAGGAUACUUUAUUUUAUGACGAGGAAAGGUCUCAUCAACACAGGAGUUCUCACCGUGGGCACCGACCAGCAUCUUCUUCCUAAAGAUUACCACAACAAAUCAGUCAUCAUUAUUGGAGCUGGUCCAGCAGGAUUAGCAGCUGCUAGGCAACUGCAUAACUUUGGAAUUAAGGUGACUGUCCUGGAGGCCAAAGACAGAAUUGGAGGCCGAGUGUGGGAUGAUAAGUCUUUCACAGGCGUCACAGUGGGACGAGGAGCCCAGAUUGUCAACGGCUGUAUUAACAACCCAGUAGCACUAAUGUGUGAACAACUUGGCAUCAGCAUGCAUAAAUUUGGAGAAAGAUGUGACUUAAUUCAGGAAGGUGGAAGAAUAACUGACCCCACUAUUGACAAGCGCAUGGAUUUUCAUUUUAAUGCUCUCUUGGAUGUGGUCUCUGAGUGGAGGAAGGAUAAGACUCAGCUCCAAGAUGUCCCUUUAGGAGAAAAGAUAGAGGAGAUCUACAAAGCUUUUAUUAACGAGUCUGGAAUCCAGUUCAGUGAGCUGGAGGAGGAGGUCCUUCAGUUCCAUCUCAGUAACCUGGAAUAUGCCUGUGGCAGCAGCCUCCAUCAGGUGUCUGCUCGCUCCUGGGACCACAAUGAAUUCUUUGCCCAGUUUGCCGGUGACCACACCCUCCUCACUCCCGGAUACUCCGUCAUCUUGGAAAAACUGGCAGAGGGACUGGACAUUCGGCUCAGAUCUCCAGUAAAGAGUAUUGAUUAUUCUGGAGAUGAAGUGCAAGUUACCACUACAGAUGGGACAGAGUGUACAGCACAAAAGGUGUUAGUCACUGUGCCCCUGGCCUUACUGCAGAAAGGUUCCCUUCAGUUUAAUCCACCGUUGUCAGACAAGAAGAUGAAGGCUAUCAACAGCUUAGGUGCAGGCAUCAUUGAAAAGAUUGCCUUGCAAUUUCCCUAUAGAUUUUGGGACAGUAAAGUUCAAGGGGCUGACUUUUUUGGUCACGUUCCUCCUAGUGCCAGCAAGCGAGGGCUUUUUGCCGUGUUCUAUGACAUGGAUCCCCAGAAGCAGCACAGCGUGUUGAUGUCGGUGAUCGCGGGGGAGGCAGUGGCGGCCGUCAAGAGCCUGGAGGACAAGCAGGUGCUGCAGCAGUGCAUGGCCACCCUGCGCGAGCUCUUCAAGGAGCAGGAAGUCCCAGAUCCCACGAAGUAUUUCGUCACCCGGUGGAGCACAGACCCCUGGAUCCAGAUGGCAUACAGCUUCGUGAAGACAGGGGGCAGUGGUGAGGCCUACGACAUCCUUGCUGAGGAAAUACAAGGAACCAUCUUUUUUGCUGGCGAGGCAACAAACAGGCAUUUUCCACAAACUGUUACAGGGGCAUAUUUGAGUGGUGUUCGAGAAGCAAGUAAGAUUGCGGCAUUUUAAACAGAAUUUAUCUGGACCCAGCUUUCUUCUCCCAAAUGGGAGAGUCUGAAAAACAUGUUAAACCUCACUUUGAUAAAGUCAAACAAAAAAUCCUCUCUGGGUAGCAAAACUGAAAUGUUCUAAGGUGGCAUGGUAAUGUAAACCCAUUUUACCACUCUGAAAGCACUAGCCCCAAGAAUCCUUCUGUAAGCACUUAUAUUUAAUGGCAUUUUCCAUAGGUCUGACUAGCACUAAAUCUUCCGGAUCUCAGAAUAAGGCAGAAUAUAACCUUAAAUUAAGACCUUGGAUAUGAUCCUUCCAUGGUUGGAGAUUCCCUUUAAAUCUGACAUUUUUUUGGCUGACCAAUUUUCACACAUUGAGAAACCAAGUCAAUCAAGCAGGAUUAAAAAAAAAAAAGCCAUGUACUUUU